UCCAAUACAACUAUUACCCCUACUUGCAGCCUAUGGUUGGGGAGAAUUCUCAAAUUGAAUGUAUUAUCGGGGAAGAAGAGAGGGGAUUGGCUAAGUUAGAUUGCUAAACAAAAAAAAAAACAAAAAAACAUUUUGCUGCUCAUAAAACGCAGCGUUUCUUUUAAAGUAGUGGCAGCGUUCUUUCAAGAAAUAAUAAUAAUCAGACAGGGGCAACGUGUUAAAAGAUAAACUCCAGCAGCACCUCAAAACGACGCGUGGCCUUCUUCUUCCUCGCGCAGAUGCGCCUCGCAGAGCCACAAAGCGGCAGUGAAGCUCGCCGCCGACGCAAAUGCUAAGCGUGCAAACAGCUAAAUAACGGAACUCCUGAGCUCCGACGAGCACCUAGGCAACGCCUUCGGAAACCUAGAUCUGUAGAAUAUCAAUUGAGCUUCAGUAGAAGCCAUCAAUAGUAAUGUUUAGAAGACACAAUGUUGCUGCCAGGAUUUUCGACCGCCAAAUUUCCACUGCUGCUCCUGGCACUAGUGUUCACCAUACUAGGCGAUUUUACGAGAAUUUAGUCCCUAAUUGUACCAUAUAUGAAGUUGAGUGCCCAGAUCAUCUAUACCGUAAAAUCACUGAGGAUGGUCAAUACCUCAUAUGUUUCAGUAGAAAUCAUCAGGAUCUGAUUGUUUAUAGACCAACGUGGCUUUCAUAUUCAUGCAAAGAAGAAUGCAAUACUAAUGAUCUUCCCCCAAAAGCAAAGAGGUUUGAGAGCUUCUUCAGCCAACUGUACUGUGUAUCACUUGCUUCUAGCAAUGAGCUUAUAUGCAAGGACUUUUUUCUUUACAUGGAGAGUAACCAAUUUGGACUAUUUGCUACUUCUACUACACAAAAUCAUGAUGCGCCUGUUGGAGGAGCUGUUCAGGGAGUCCCCUCAAUAGAAAAGAUAACUUUUCACCUCUUGAGAUUGGAAGAUGGAGUUGUUCUGGAUCAGAAGUGCUUUCACAACGAUUUUAUUAACCUGGCCCAUAACAUGGGUGUCUUCUUGUAUGAUGAUUUACUGGCAAUUGUGUCAAUUCGCUAUCAAACAAUACACAUACUGCAAAUCAGGGACUCCGGGAACCUUGUUGACAUACGAGCAAUUGGGACAUUUUGUCGUGAAGAUGAUGAGCUUUUUCUCAAUUCAAGCACUCAGAAUAUGCUUAGUCAUGAAAAAGGUAAACUGCAUCAACUGCCUGAGAAUCCUGUUGAGAAUGGUUUACAUCAGAGUGAGCCUUCAUCAGAGUAUUGCUUUCUUAGUGGAAUCAAACAGCGGUUGCUCUCUUUCAUAUUUAGAGGAAUAUGGAAUGAAGAACCAGAUCAGGCAUUGAGGGUCCAAUCCCUGAAGAAGAAGUUCUAUUUCCAUUUCCAAGACUAUGUUGACUUGGUGAUCUGGAAGGUACAAUUCUUGGACCGGCACCACCUGCUAAUAAAGUUUGGUAGUGUAGAUGGAGGGGUAUCACGUAAUGCUGAUCAGCACCCAGCCUUUUUUGCGGUAUAUAACAUGGAGACAACUGAAAUUGCAGCUUUUUAUCAGAAUACGGCAGAUGAGCUUUAUCUCCUGUUUGAGCAAUUCUGUGACCACUUUCAUGCAACAUCAAGAAAUUCAUUGUAUUUGAAUUUCAUUUCAUCCCACUCAAAUAACAUGCAUGCUCGGGAGCAACUAAGAAGUGCUAAAAAUAAAGCAAGUAGUUCUUUGCAGUUUGUGAAGAAGAUGCUAGUUUCUUUGCCUUUUAGUUGUCAGUCGCAGAGCCCUUCUCCCUACUUUGACCAAUCUCUUUUUCGCUUUGAUGAAAAGUUGAUUUCUGCGACUGAUCGGCAUAGACAGUCAACAGACCAUCCCAUCAAGUUCAUCUUAAGAAGGCCACCAAAUACGCUGAAAUUUAAAAUCAAGACAGGUCCAGAAGCUGGUAGCACAGACAGUCGAACAAAAAAGAUUUCUUCAUUUCUUUUUCAUCCAUUUUUGCCCCUUGCUCUCUCUAUUCAGCAGAAUUUGUCGUUGCAGCCAUCAGUUGUGAAUAUUCACUUCCGGAAAUGAAUAGUAUACUUCUUAGUUGGCUACUGGCUCCUAUAUUUGUAAGUAGCCUUUUUGUGAAAUAGGUAAUCAAAUGGAAAUAACUGUAUAUUUAACAUUUAAGUAUAUAUAGAUGCUAUACAAUGAUAUGUGUAAACAUCAACCUUGAGGUAUUAUUCAUGGAUACUAGUGGUCGGUCAAUUGCUUAAAGCCAACAUUUGUUGGCCUCCCACUUGAAGGACAAGACUGGUGACAAGCCUCCUCGCUGUAGCUGCUCUCUGGUCGCGCUAGCGAUUCUGGUUUGGUCGAGGCAGCCUCUGGGUUUUUCAAAUUCCCCCAUUUUAGUGCAAGGUGAUAUGAAAAUUUCUUCAAGUCAUUAUGAUGAUUAAAUUAAGUUUAAAUAAUAAAACUAAAGAUUCAACAACU
This is a messenger RNA of Prunus avium (sweet cherry), 2458 nucleotides long. It is a transcript of the gene DET1, whose product is annotated as light-mediated development protein 1 / deetiolated1 (DET1). Gene Ontology annotation, molecular function: ubiquitin protein ligase binding; ubiquitin-like ligase-substrate adaptor activity. Gene Ontology annotation, biological process: carbohydrate metabolic process; positive regulation of proteasomal ubiquitin-dependent protein catabolic process; protein ubiquitination. NCBI's taxonomy places the organism in Eukaryota, Viridiplantae, Streptophyta, Magnoliopsida, Rosales, Rosaceae. Gene Ontology annotation, cellular component: nucleus; cullin-RING ubiquitin ligase complex. The record is from RefSeq and is a predicted model, not a curated record.